AAAUAGCCGGUGUUUACAUCUGAGCAUUGCGUGAUACAUAGAAGGAGAUGACUGGAGAGCCUACAGAUCAAACCACCUCUAAAUUCCCAUUCCCUUAUCAGCCAUAUAAAAUCCAGGAGGAAUUCAUGACUGAGCUGUAUAAGGUCCUGGAAGCUGGGAAGGUUGGCAUAUUUGAGAGCCCAACAGGAACGGGGAAGUCUUUGAGUUUGAUCUGUGGUGCCCUCUCUUGGCUACAUGACUUUGAGGAGAAGAAGCGCCAAGAGGAAGCUCAAGUAUUAUGUGAAAAAGACAAUGAGGAGAAAGGGAAGGAAGAGCCGGAAAAGUCACUCCCCAAAUCUGUCUCAGAACCUGAUUGGAUAACCCAAUUUGUACAGAAGAAAGAGGAAUUGGAUAUGAAGAACAAGAUAAAGGAGGAGCAGCUACGAAGAAAGAAAAGAGAAGAACGUCUGGAGCAGAUUCGACAUAAUGUGCAGCUGAAGUUUGCUUCCAAAAGGAAGAGGGAAGAGGAAGAUGAGACAAUGCGUCUUCUUCAGCUCAGUCAGGCGAUACUGUCUUCAGGAGAAAAGGAUACAGCUCAGGCUCUUGAUCCUGGAGAGGAAGACCUGCUUCUUGCUGAAUAUGAAAGUGAUGAUGAGAAGAAAAAGGGUCUUGAGCUGGAAGAAGAUGACGACGAUUUGGAAGAAGAACAUGUAACCAAGAUUUAUUAUUGCAGUCGAACACACUCACAACUCUCACAGUUUGUUCAUGAAGUUCAGAAGAGCCCUUUCUUCAAGCAGAUUAGGCUGGUGUCUCUGGGAUCACGGCAGAACAUGUGUGUGAAUGAGGAGGUGAGACGUCUUGGUGCUGUGCAGCUCAUCAAUGAUCGAUGCAUGGAGAUGCAGAAGAAUAGAAAUGAAAAGAAAAAUGAGGAGCCAGAAGGAAAGAAGCAACGAGGAAGCCGGCUUUCUUGUCCUUAUUAUUCAUAUGAACAGAUGCAAUUCCUCCGUGAUGAGAUACUUGUUGAAGUUAAGGACAUUGAACAAGUGGUGUCAAUAGCCCGGGGGGCCAAAGCCUGUCCAUACUAUGGAAGCCGCUUUGCUAUACCUAAUGCCCAGCUGGUGGUGUUACCGUAUCAGAUGCUUCUCCACGAUUCCGCUAGGCAAGCAUCAGGGAUAAAGUUGAAAGAUCAAGUGGUUAUUAUUGAUGAAGCACAUAAUCUGAUAGACACCAUUACCUGCAUGUACAGUUCUCAGAUCUCUGGAUCCCAGUUGUGCAGUGGACAUGAAAAGUUGCUUAAACAUGUUCCUCGUUACGGGGGCCGCCUAAAAGCAAAAAAUCUGAUGUAUAUAAAGCAGAUCCUGUUCCUACUGGAAAAGUUUAUGGGCGUUCUAGGAGGAAACUUGAAACAGAAUCCAAACUUUCAGACUGUACCAAAAGAUGGUACAACUAUGAAAUCCAUCAAUGAUUUCUUGUUUCAUAGUCAAAUCGACAACAUCAAUCUCUUUAAGGUUCAAAGGUAUUGCCAGAAGAGUAUGAUAAGUAGGAAGUUGUUUGGCUUCACAGAAAAAUACAAAGGACUGGAGAGUGCUCUUCCUCUGAAAGAGGGACAAAAAUCUGUUGGACUACAGCAAUAUCUGCAGGAUCUGAGCCAAAAAAGACAAGCUUCAGGAGUCCCUGAAAUUCUUCAAGAAGAAGGUGAAAAUGGUCAUCUACGGGUAGCAUCUCCACUGAUGCAAAUUGAAGGGUUCCUUUCUGCGCUGACCAAUGCCAAUAAAGACGGAAGAGUUAUCCUCCAGCUGCAAGGCACUGUUGCUCAAAGCAGCCUGAAGUUCCUAAUGCUCAACCCAGCUGUACACUUUGCAGAGGUCCUGAAGGACUGUCGUUCUGUCAUCAUUGCUGGAGGGACCAUGCAGCCAGUUGCUGAUUUUAAACAACAGCUUCUGAUAUCAGCUGGUCUAAGCCCAGAUAGAAUUAUAGAGUUCUCGUGUGGUCAUGUGAUACCCCCUGAAAAUAUUCUACCCAUAGUGCUCUGCAGUGGACCAAUGAAUCAACAACUGGAAUUCACAUAUCAGAAAAGAGAUCUUCCUGAAUUGAUGGACGAGACAGGCCGAAUUCUAACUAAUUUGUGUAAUGUUGUCCCUGGUGGACUGGUUUGCUUCUUUCCUUCUUAUGAGUACCAGAGGCGUGUUCAGGAUCAUUGGGAAAAGACUGGACAACUAAAGCGUCUGGAAUUAAAGAAGAAGAUAUUUCAGGAACCAAAGAAAGCCAACCAAGUAGAGCAGGUUUUAUCAGAGUAUUCCAAGACUAUCAAGCGCUGUAUUCAGUUUGGGGGGCCUCUGACUGGAGCUCUUUUGUUUUCUGUGGUUGGAGGAAAAAUGAGCGAAGGAAUAAACUUUUCUGAUGAUUUGGGACGUUGUGUUGUGAUGGUCGGAAUGCCCUUUCCCAAUAUUCGUUCUCCAGAGCUCCAGGAAAAGAUGUGCUACCUGGAUAAGACCCUGCCCAAGACAGAUGGUAUAUCUCCAGGAAGGGUUCUAAUUGAGAACCUUUGCAUGAAAGCCGUAAAUCAAUCUAUUGGACGAGCUAUCCGGCAUCGUGGUGAUUAUGCUAGCAUUGUGCUGUUAGAUCACAGGUAUUCCCGUCCUAACAUCCUCAGCAAGCUGCCCCAGUGGAUUAGGAGCAGCACUCAAAUCAAAUCCGAAUUUGGCCCAGCAUUUGCAGCUCUACGAAAGUUUUUCCAGCUAAAGAAGACUAAUUCUGUUGCUGAUUCAUGAUGACAAGUCAAGAAGAUUUCUGCUGUGACUCCUAUCUGUACUUUUGCAGUAUUUUCAUAUUGGUAUUAUUUAUAAAAAAUAAAUGGUUUCCUAUAUAUAUAUUUUGUUAUCACUUUAACAUUAAGUUUCACUGUUUUUCUCUUCCUGUGUCAUAUUUAGAUGCUUGGAAGGCUGUAUCAUACUCCAUUAAAAAUGUAUUUACUUCCUAAA
Messenger RNA from Bombina bombina (fire-bellied toad), 2960 nucleotides. It is a transcript of the gene DDX11, whose product is annotated as DEAD/H-box helicase 11. Gene Ontology annotation, cellular component: nucleus. Bases 48 to 2750 code for a protein of 900 amino acids. The record is from RefSeq and is a predicted model, not a curated record. Gene Ontology annotation, molecular function: hydrolase activity, acting on acid anhydrides, in phosphorus-containing anhydrides; DNA helicase activity; ATP binding. Gene Ontology annotation, biological process: establishment of sister chromatid cohesion; nucleobase-containing compound metabolic process. The transcript has 29 exons. NCBI's taxonomy places the organism in Eukaryota, Metazoa, Chordata, Amphibia, Anura, Bombinatoridae.